AUUAUUAUCAAGGAUUUAAUAGUUCAAUUGGUACUUUUGGUGGAGUUAUGCAAAAUAUUGGAGGCAAGUUUAACGAAAGAGUAAAGGAAAUGAAGUCACAACUUAAAACAUGUAAAGAGACUUUAAUGUCAAAACGUUCAGAUCUCCUUCAAUUAUGGUUCCGAAGUCAGCAAUAUAAAGAGAUGAUUCGUAUAUUAGAUCAAAUAGAAGAGUUUAAGGAAACGCCAGAAAAGCUGGAAGUUUUGUUAAUGGAAAAACAUUUUUUAACAGCCGCUAAAAUGCUAUUGGAUGCAAUAAAAACUUUGGAGAAGAAAGAAAUGAUUGGAAUUGGAGCUUUAUCAGAUUUAAGGAGAUAUCUUAAAGCGCAACAAAGUUCACUCCAUGAACUGUUAAUUGAGGAGUUACACAAUCAUUUAUAUCUAAAAAAUUCAUAUUGUGAUAGUAGAUGGGUAAAAUACACUAAAGAUCAGAAAACGCUGCCUUCACCGCUAAUGGAAUGGCAAUCUGGAAAAGAAACCCGCAAGAUAAGCUAUAUGACCUUAAAGAAUAAGAAGAAUUUACAAGUCAAUACUGGUUUUACUAUGAGCACGCCGCUUAGCCCCAAAUCGCCUAAACCCUUAAAUAAUAACAUAACAUUUAACGAUGAGGAUGAGAUGAUCGUAGAAAAUCUUGAGAUAAAUCCCGAAACUGACUCAUUCUAUUAUUUGGAAAUUUUAAUUGAAUCUCUCUCUACUUUGAAAAAAUUACCACAAGCUCUUGAGACUAUAACACAGAGGAUUCCAAUAGAAUUAUAUCAGUUAGUUGAUAAAACAAUUGCUGAAGUAGAAGAAAGGAACUCUGAGAUUUUUAGUCAAAAGUCAAAGAUAAAUGAUGUAGCAGAUAUAUUUGCACUAGAUUAUCCUGAGAAUGAUGCUCAAAUGGAAAUAUUAAGAGAUUUACUUUGGACUCUAUAUUCUAAAUUAGAUGCAGUAUUACAGGGUCAUAGGUUCAUACUCGACAUUGUGGAGAAGAUAAGCAAGAGACAAGAGUAUCAAAAAAGUGAUUCACAAAAUAUCAAGGUGUAUUCUUUUAUUGAGAUUUGGAAGCCUGUACAAAGUGAGGUUCGCACGCUUUUACGUGAUUAUAUAACAGAAGAUGAGAGAGAAUCUAUUUCUGAAAAUACUUCUGAGGCGUCCAUUCAGGAAAUGAUAAAGGACAGGCGAGCUCGUGACGCUUCCAAGCAAUUAUUUAGAUUUGGGGAUUCAGAUACAACGUUAAAUGAAGAAUUAAAUAAACAAUAUAAAAGAGAUAUUUCAACAGUACUUCAAAAUUCAAUGCCAGAAGUAUUUGCAAAAGUACCAGAUGAAAGACAAUUAUCUGCAUUUAUAGUUGAUAGAUUUGCAAAUGCAAAUAUCACGGCAGGACAUAAACUUGUUAUUAAACCCGAUGCAUUUAAUGUUUCAAUUAUUUUUAAGCCUACACUCGCGUUUUUAGAUAAAGUUAAAAAAAUUAUACCAUCAAGUGCGCAUCAGUCGUCUGCAGACUUCACAACUUUCUUGGAUGACUUUGUCUUUAAUGUAUUUUUACCGCAGAUUGGUGAUAAAAUAUUUGAAAUAUUUCGUCAAUCCACAGCUGAAUCAGAUGCUUUCCAAGAAGAUCCAAAUUACAAGACUUAUUCUGCAUUGCCAGUUAUCAAGAGCGCAUCUUCAUUGAUGAUGAUUGUAGAAAGUCUUUGUGCCAUGCUUCAUAAUAUGGCAAGCCACAAAGAAGAAUACAGUAAAAUGAUCAUCUCUCUGCUUACACAAUAUUAUGUGAAAUGUUUUGAACAAUAUCAAGCAACCGUUUCAAAGAACAAAGGAGAAGCAAAUGUAAAAGACGAUGCAAAUAACCAGGGUAUUAGUGCUACCUGGGUACAACAAGAUCAAUUGUCCGAGGUUUUAGGACAAUAUCCUUACGUUGCUGAAGAUAAUGCUAAAAAUCGACGCAAACGAAGACAACUCUGUGAUAAGGAAACCAGAAUUGAAAUGAAUUUUAAAAAGAAUCGUGAAAUUAGUUUAGGACAGUUAAUUACCGAUAAUAAGAAAUUAACAGCUUUGGCGAACCUUUAUCACAGCUUGAAAUGGUUCGUUGCCAAAAUUUGGGAACUUCGUGGCAAAGAUUCAACAGGCAACCUACAUUCGACUAAAAUGGAUGAUGGAAAUUUGGCCAAAAUAAAUCGUCGUUGGUCAUCAUAUGGUGAUGUUAAUUUUAGUUUAAAUGUCGAUGAUGAAAAGAAGAAAGAAAAUGGGGAUAGAGAAAUUAGCUUACCUUUAACGGGAGAAAUGGCAAAUCGAUUUGAUGCCCUAUUGGCUACUUUUCAACAGUUGGCUGAGCAAAAUCUGUUCACUUUAAGAAUUGAACUACGAUGCCAUACAUUACAUUAUCUUGAUAAAGCGAUGCGUGAGGGCAAUUAUCAACUCGAAUAUGAAGCAUACGAACCUGAUCCAUAUGUUUUAACACUUAAUGCGGACAUGGUAAAAUUUAACGAGAACAUCGCAUCUCAUUUACCAACGAAAGAACACAAAUUUGUAUUUGAGGGACUUGAUGCAUUAAUGGAACACUUGUUGGUAAAUAAUGCUGUCUUUAUAAGAAAUUUAAAUACAAACGGUGUUAUGAAAAUGACACGUAAUAUUCUUGCAUUACAACAAAAUUUAAAAAAUAUUGUUGAAACACCUGGUGAAAUUUCAUUGGAAAGAGCUAGAAGAUAUUAUGAAAUGUUCAACAUGGGACCUGUGAAUAUGCUGACACAAAUUAAAGAGCAAGGUGCUAUAUUUUCAUUUGAAGAAUAUAAGAUAAUGCUGGAAAUUAUGUAUAAAAUUGAUCCAACAGACAUGCAAACUACCCCCUCUACACGCCGUGAUAGUCCAUCUUCUAAUAGAAGAUUGUAUAAUGAAAAUCUUUUGGAAUUGAAUGAAUUAAUGCUUGAUUUCCUAUAA
Funneliformis caledonium is the source of this 2954-nucleotide messenger RNA. Lineage: Eukaryota; Fungi; Glomeromycota; Glomeromycetes; Glomerales; Glomeraceae. The record is from the annotation of a GenBank genome assembly.